Lepisosteus oculatus (spotted gar) is the source of this 10624-nucleotide messenger RNA. RefSeq names its product sortilin. The record is from RefSeq and is a predicted model, not a curated record. Gene Ontology annotation, molecular function: protein binding. NCBI's taxonomy places the organism in Eukaryota, Metazoa, Chordata, Actinopteri, Semionotiformes, Lepisosteidae. Gene Ontology annotation, cellular component: membrane; Golgi apparatus. Gene Ontology annotation, biological process: endocytosis; vesicle organization; Golgi to endosome transport.
AAUUUUAUUUUCCAUACAUCGGAGCAGUUUAACUUGGAUGUCGUAUGCUUUUACGACACAUUUAGUCGCAACUCUGCAGAUACGGUAUACAUCUAAAUACUUUUUUAAUCAUUAAACCUCAGAGAAUAAGUAGAAGCACUUGUUUGUGUCUGUUGUACUGUUAUUGUGUGCUGGUCUCCGGUUUCAGAAACUCAUCUAGUUAACACCCGUAGAGUAAGACUUGAUGUUACCGCGGAUGGGAAAAGCAAAUUAUAUGUCUGAGCCACACUGCCUCUGACGCUGUCACAAAUAUCACGUUACUUAAUCAAAAUCACACACUUGCAAUGUGAUCUUUCGCAGGAGAUGGGGGCAUCGCAUAGCCGCCAACCAACCUUGACUGCAUUUUUAAUUGUUGACAGUGAAGUUCGGGGAUCACAUUUCUUUCCUGAUCCCUGUCGAGUGUAGCCAAUGAGGAAAAAAAAGAAUCCUCCGGCCGAGAGACGUCAGCCAAUGGGAACCACGUUGAUAGGCAGAUUUGCGGAGUGGGCGUGGCCUCUCAGCUGUUCAACGAGGUGGGGUUGAAUCCACCAAUGAGAUAAAUCACUCCCAAGUCCAAGGGCUGUACGUGUGAUCGAUAGCUGAACAGAGCCAAUCAGCACCGGCGUUCAGCGUCAAAGCAGCCAAUCGCUUAGCCGUCUGGGGGAGGUAGGUGGUGUGAAGUGAAUCUCCACCCUCAAAGCCGCUUAACUCCUAUGUGCUGUUUGGUGCUUGGAUAUCGCUUGCUGCUGGCUUAGUGGGUUGUGCGUGUUUACAUUACCUUUGUGGUUUGAGAGGGACCGCUCGCAAAAACCGGCCUGGCAUUUAUGGACGUUUUUUUUAAAUAAAAAAACAUAUAUAUUUUCAAGCGCUUUCGCUCCCUCGACUUCCCGUGAACGAUGCGCCUCCCGAUCCCCCGCAGCCGCUGCGUGGUGUUCUUCCUGUUCCCACUGGCGCUGUGCGUGGAUUUCCGCGACAGAGCCAGCCGCGGGGUGCAGUCCACGUUCGUCAAGACCGGGAGGCUGGAGGAUGUCUUCAGCUUCCCCUGGCCGUCGAGCGCGGAGUCGCCCGGGGGCUCCGGGCAGCACAGGGUGAGCCGGAGGAGCGCGGACAAAGCCGACAGCUGCAGAGCCCUCCAAGGAUACGAGUCCAGGCUGGGCAGCAACACGCACACCUACAUCUUCAAUGACCUGAGCGGCUCCGUGUCCCUGGCCUGGGUGGGGGACGGCACUGGGGUGGUGUUGGCGCUGACCACUUUCCAGGUGCCCUUCUUCCUAGUGAGGUUCGGCCAGUCGAAGUUGUACAGGAGUGAGAAUUAUGGGAAGACGUUUCAGGAUGUGACGGGACUCAUUAACAAUACCUUCAUCCGAACUGAGUUCGGCAUCGCCAUUGGCCCAGAGAACUCUGGGAAGGUCAUUCUCACAGGAGAAGUAUCGGGAAGCAAAGGAUCCAGGAUUUUCCGCUCAGUGGAUUUCGGGAACAAGUUCUCCCGCACAGACGUGCCGUUCCUCCCACUGACGCAGAUCUCCUACAACCCCUGGAACGCCAGCGUGCUGCUGGUCAUCAGCAUCAAGAAUGAGCUGUGGCUUUCUGAAGACUUCGGGGAGACCUGGAGGAACGUUCACGGGACCGUCUGCCUGGUGAAAUGGGGUCCAGAGAACAACAUCUUCUUCACCACCAGCCCCAAUGGAUCCUGCUUUGACCGGGGCUCACUGGAGCUGAAGAAGACAACGGAUUUCGGGAGGACCUUCAAGACCAUCGGCACCAAGAUCUACUCGUUCGGCCUGGGGGGCCGCUUCGUCUUCGCUUCGGUCAUGACCGGAAAGGGGACCCUCAGGAUGAUCCACGUGUCGACGGACUGGGGCGAGAGCUGGAACAUGGCCCAGCUGCCCCACGUCAGCCACGAGCAGUUCUACUCCAUCCUGGCUGCCGGCGACGACAUGGUCUUCAUGCACGUGGACGAGCCAGGAGACACGGGCAUCGGCACCGUCUUUGUCUCCGACGACCGCGGCACCGUCUACUCCAAGUCCCUGGAGCGCCACCUCUACACCACCACAGGGGGCGACACCGACUUCACCAACGUCACCUCGCUGAGGGGAGUCUACAUGACCAGCGUGCUGGCCGAGGACGGCUCGGUGCAGACAGUCAUCUCCUUCGACCAGGGCGGGGAGUGGAAACCCCUCCAGAAACCGGCGAACAGCGAAUGCGACUCCACCGCCAAGAACCGAGAGAUGUGCAGCCUUCACAUCCAUGCCUCCUACAGCAUCUCUCAGAAGCUGAACGUUCCCAUGCUGCCUCUGUCGGAGCCAAACGCCGUGGGGCUGAUCAUUGCACAUGGGAGCGUCGGGGAUGCCAUCUCGGUGAUGAGCCCUGACGUGUACGUGUCCGACGAUGGGGGUUACUCUUGGAUCCGCGCGCUGAACGGGCCCCACCACUACGCCAUCCUGGACUCGGGGGGCUUGCUGGUGGCUGUCGAGCACACGAGCCAGCCCAUCAACACGAUAAAGUUUUCCACAGACGAGGGCCAGUGCUGGCACAACUACACCUUCACCAACUCCUCUCUCUACUUCACUGGCCUGGCGUCCGAGCCGGGGGCGCGCUCUAUGAACGUCAGCAUCUGGGGCUACCGGGAGUCACUGCUGAGCCAGUACUGGGUCUCCAUCACCAUUGACUUCAACGACCUGCUGACACGGGACUGUGGCGAGAAAGAUUACGUGGAGUGGCUCGCGCACUCGGACGACCUCAGCGACCCCAACGACGGCUGCAUGCUGGGCUACAAGGAGAAGUUCCUGCGGCUCCGCAAGGACUCUGUGUGCUGGAAUGGCCGCGACUACGUCGUCAAUAAGCAGCCCACCCCCUGUCCCUGCACGCUGGACGACUUCCAGUGUGACUUCGGAUACUACCGUCCAGAGAACAGCUCCGAGUGCCUGGAGGAGCCGGACCUCAAGGGCCAGGUGCUGGAGUUCUGUCUGCAUGGGAAACAGGAGCAGCUUCAGACCAGCGGAUACCGGAAGAUCCCUGGGGACAAGUGUGAAGGUGGGACUCUGCCCCAGAGGAAGUUGAUAGACCUCAGCAAAAACUGCGUCAGUAAUCUUCUGGGGCCGGAGCAGCUGACAGCAGCUCCCUCCUUCAGCUCGGCGCCCAUAGUGGCCGCAGUCAUCGCCAUCCUGCUGGUCAGUGUGGUGGCAGGGGUGCUGUUCAUCAAGAAAUACGUCUGUGGUGGGAGGUUCCUGGUGCACAGAUACUCCAUCCUGCGGCAGCAUGCUGAGGCCAAUGGCAUCGAAGGUGUGGACGAGCUGGACGCCCACGUGGCCGAGACAGGCAAGAGGGACUAUCACGACGACUCGGAUGAGGACCUACUAGAGUAAAGAGUGGAGGGGGGGCCCUGAGGCCACUGUAGUGGACAGCUAAGCCCAGCCUCAGCUCACUAUCUGUCUGACUGUCUGUCUCUGAGCCUGACCGGGAAGUCCUUCUGCUCCAGCUGACCAAAGACCCCCUUCCUCCCCCCCACCCUUGUCUCCAGAUACAGCCACACGGCGUUCCCGAACACAGUCACACAGUCAGGAGGCUCAGCAGGUGGUGUGGGAUCUCCGUUUAGUAUACAGUAUAAAAGGAAAGUAUGUUUUAUUUGCUUGCAGCUUUCCAUUUCUUUGUUUGCUUUUCCUGCUCUUACCUUGGACUCUGUGACAAUGGGGGAGUAAUGCUGCUGCAGGUCAAGGACCCAGGAGGGACAGACAGAUGGACGGACAUGUCUCUCCUCUGGAGAGGCAUGAAGGCAGGCCCUGCUGGGACUGGCAGCGUUGUUCUUGCAGGGAGACGACCCCCUGCUCGGGUGAAUCAAACAGCUUCUUGGGGGAUCCAUUGUGGUGAGGCUAGAUAAUUGUAGCUUUCCUGUUACGCUACAGUUUUUUUUUCUCUGCAUCAAAACAGACAAGACGGAGGGUAAAUGAACCCUCAUAAGCAACCUCUGGGGUGAGCAUUCACCCCCGCACCUGAGAAAUCACAUGCUUUCACCACCUUAGUAGAUAACUUUUGGGGUACUGAUUUAGUGUAAUUUUCUGCAGUGCCAGGAAUGUGAAUCCACGUUCGGCAUCGUUUCUUAAAGGAGUAAUAAAAUGCAUCAUGAUAAAUGGGUUGUUUUAGCUCACCCUAUGGAUAAAUUGUUGCUGUGAUGAGCCACAUUUUGAAUGCAUUUAAAAAUAAUUAUAGUCACAAAUUGAGUUUUUGAAAACAGAAAUCUGUUACUCAUUUUAUUUCUUUUUAAUUUGUCCAUAUGCACUAGGUAUUCAAUUAUUACUUUACUCCACAAUACUUUAUUAACGCUUGUCAGGGUAUUAUCCUGAAAAAAGACUCGUGAAAUGUCGACAAGUGUUAAUAAAUAGGUUUGGAGUAGAAUGUGUGCCAGUUGACUUUGUACUUUGACAGAUUUUUACUGGACAAGAUCUCAGUACCUUCUGAGUGUGCACUUUUUAUCGUUUUUAAGUAUUGUCUCAUGCGGUACGGAUCCCAACUUUGUCAUCUUUCAGGCGACGUCGUAAGUGGGCAAUAAUAAAGCGCAGCCUGGCGUGAGUGUCAAAAGAAAGAUUUGUGUUGGUGAAAACUCUGCAACUGCAGUCCACACGGGAGCAGUGUAUCGGGGUACACUCGAGUGCAGGGUAGGCUCUCGGCUGAAGGUUAGGGGGUUCAAGGCUUAAUUCUCAGAUGUACGGAGAUACAUAGCUACCCUCCUGAAGGUGACCUUACACGCCAGAGUAAUGUGGAGUUGGUAGAAACAGUCUUAAGCAAUAAAAAUUGUGAAGGAUAUAUAUAUCUAUCUAUCGUGGUGCGUGUGUGGACCGUUCAGUCCAGCAGCACUCUUAGUCCAUGUUGUGUGUGUUUGAUGUGUAAUAAAUCGGCAGGGUUUGACGCUGGUGGUAGUGCUAACGGGAGCCACAUCACUGACUGUCCCUCAUUGAUCUGGCCAGAAGCUCAGAUGCUGCACCUGGAGACCAGGACAGUUAAAGUAAACAGCUGGGACCACACAGACAGUGGGAGAACAGGUGCUUGCGGCCAUGUCAUGUCAAAGACAUGCCGCAAGGAAACUGGACAAUAAUGUUGGUGGGAUGUGGAGGGGCUUAUUUUAAUACAGCAAAAUCAGCUUUGUCUUUCUUUUGUCACAUCUGUUCUACGCCCCUCGUAAGGAUUUUGUGAUGGCAGAAUGUUGUAGCAUGAUGAAGCAUUUCCCAGUCUUGUUCCUUGAGUGGACCUGUCUCUCCUGGAUUUGUUCCAACUGAGCUUUGUUAGGGUGGCUCUUAAAUCUCUUCAACUGAACUGUUUGCUGGUGUUGUUAAAACUGCGGCUGUUCUUCAAUAGUAGAACAAAGUUAGAAGUUGGUGUGAACCCCGAGUGCUAGAUGUUGGCUCUCUGAGGUUUGUUUCAGUGACUUGGUUGAAAGCAGUUCAAGUAAGUAGCUGCGUAAGCAUACAUAGGCUGCAAAGGAACAGGUAAAGGCUUAUUCCAUGCUAAAAAAAAGAGCAGUUUGGCUGUGGAGCCUUCUUUGGGCAUCUCCUUUUCUUUUUCUUUCAGCGUGAAAUAAACCUUUACCUGUUCCUUUGGCUGAAAGUAACCAAGUUCAUUGAAAAAUAAGUUAUUUAGAAAGAAGGAGAAAAGCAAGGAAAGAAGAGUUGUGCUCUCUCCUCUGUGAGGUACACAAAGGAGAUUUGUGAGACUGUUAAGUGCAGAAAAAUGAAGAAUCAAUCUGUUGAUUUAAUUAUGGGUAUACGUUUAACUGAUCAGGAGCUCAGCUGGAUUGCAAACCAGAAGAUAAAGUGGUCUCCAGGAGAAGGGGGGAAAUGCUAGCCUAAUGCUUCUGGGAGGACAAUAACAUACAGUAACUGUUGCCCUGACUAUAUUCUAAAAAUAUUUGUCCUAGUUUGGCUGUUAAGAGAACUCCUGCUUUGAGAAACGACGCAAAGAGAGUGGCUAGCUGUAGUGCCAUCCAACAGAAUGUUACACUAAAAGGGCCUGUGUGAGAACAACUGGUACUGCACUGUCACUGCGUUGUACUCUAUUAACUGAUCAUCACUGCCUGGGAGGAACAACUUCCUGUUUGGCACACAUAUGAACAGGGGACAUACAUAGAAGCUUGCUGUUGUCUGCUGUGUCGACAGUCUUCCCAGAAGCACAAAUCUUCUUGACUUAUUUCCAUUCUUAUUUCUGUCACAUGGGUGAGGCUGAGCACAUGUGUGGUAGGUGAAAUUUCUAGUCAGAUUUGUAGCACUGACGGGAACCCUUUUUGCCAGAGGAUUGUUGCAGGGGGGAGGUUUAAGCUAUUGCACUUAGUAUAUGUUAAUCACUUAAAAGCAUCUAAAGAAACUGUUGGACGAUAUAAAUAUGACAAACAUACCUUGCCUUUUUUAUUGGAGUAUGGUUAUAGUACAUGCACAUUUAGAUAAUAGUUAUGACUGUAGUAGUUAUAAAUAUGUAUUACACAUACUACUUGGGCCAAAAACACUCAGCCUAUUGUCAGAACUUCCAACUGAGGUACUUAAGGGUGCAGAAAGGAUUUCAUUGUAUGCAAAUAAUGUUUUAAUAAUGACAGUAACGAUUCAAAUUACUGGUGGAAGCAAACAUGAUUACAAACAAGUUAACAAACAUAUAUAUAAGAGGAUAUAUGGAGUAGUCUGACAAUCCGUUUUUUUUCCUCUUCUGUGGUUGUGUGUGAAGCACUAAUAAAAACCUGUAAUGACCUGAAACUACCAAUAGAGAAAAUGACAAUGUUUGGUAUGCCGUUCCCUUGCAGAAGGGGGUGCUGUCAGUUCUGUUCCAAGUCCUCUAGGGCAGUGGUUCUCAAAGUGUGGUUCGCAGACCACCAGUGGUCUGGGAGUGUGUGCCAAGUGGUCCGCGGGCUGACCUAAUCAUGACCUAAUCACCUAAAGCAAGUCUAUGCUAUUUCAGAGGAAAGAAUAUUGUAGUGCUCGCUACGAAGGGGCUCCCCUAGGAGCACUGUUAAGAACUGCAAGCUGUAAAAAGUGGAAGGAGGGACUUGUAUGUUGGUUCUAGGUAUCAGGAUUUCACCAGCCGUUAAGGGGACUGUUUGUGUCAGUAAUGGGGCGAGCACCAGUGUAGUUGUAGACUUGGCUGACUUGAAGGUCUGCCGAAAGGGCAAAGUUCCCAUUCAUUCUCCUUGGCUGUACCCUUCUGUUCCCUUUUGUGUUUUAACUAAACUUGAGUUAUGGCGGACCAGCUCGCCUCUUCAUUCUCCCCAUCAGCGCCUAUCGGUUCAGUAUUUUAGUUUUAUGCACCACGAAUGAAAUGAUGUCACACACACAGUCUAUUGUCGUUAGUGAUGCACGGGUCAAUUUAAAAUGCUGAAAGUACUGCCCUGAAGCCGGUCCGAACCCGCUCCAUUAGAAAUUACACCGAACAAUAUUCAAACAUUCAAUUGAUCAACAUUUAUUGAAACAGCAUAUCCAGCUUCCUUGUUUUAAACAGACUAACGUAGCCUAGUCUAGUGACUGUCAUUUGUGUAAAGUGCUUCACAAUCGAUGAGUAACCUGUGCUUUUUUACUCUGUUGUGCUGACUAGCUCCCCAAACGUCUCCCACCUGGCUCUUUUUUCGCUCUCUCUUAUUUUUAUCUCGCUGUUCUGGAGUUGUGUCCUGAUCUGCUCUAACAAGGUUGCCAUUAUGUUUUUUUCUUUGUAAUACAUUGUGUUCUGUUUGUUUACGUUUUCUCCCAAUUUGCCUUGUGAUGCAACAUAUAGGGGCUUAAAAUGGUAAACCGUCAGUUUUAAACCUUAAAAUCACUUUAAUUUAAUAUACAAAUUAUCAGUUUUCUGCAAUAUUUUGCUUUUGGUCAUAUAUCAAUCCACACCCGCCCAACCCGAUCUAAAAUAUAUUUUGAACCCGAGUCAACCUGCACAUCACUAGUUGUCAUGAUUGAGUCGUUACGCCAUUUACGUUUUGAUAUGUGAGUGUGGUUUGAUUGUUGCGCUUAUUAUUGUUUGUACCAUUUUGAGUUUGAAAGUUCAAAGUGUAAUUUAAAGAAGCAGUCAAAGCAGAAGGGUUAUUAUGGAUCACUGGCUCAAAUCUGGGACUCUGAAAUGCAAAUAUAGCGAUGAUAGUGACAGGGCAAGUGCGAGUAAGAUGCAGAAUAGAAGUGAAAAUGCAAGUGAGGUAAUUUGUGAACCAUACCAGCAGUGCUGUAAUUCUAAUUCCAACAGCUUGAUAAAUGUGAUGUGCAAGGAAGCAGAAGGUGUGCUUGAUGUGAUGUCUGCGUCUGCUUCCGGACGUGAGACUAAAGUUGUCCAGCUUGGAUCCAGAUAUCACUUCUCUGAUUGCACAACAAAAGCAGCUCCAUUCUUCACAUGAACUUUUUAAGUAAUAAAAAGAGUUGCAAAAUACGCAGCUUUGAUGGUAAAAAUAUUGGUACUUUUCAUCAAAUUUAAUUCAAUAUUAGUUAUUUUUAGUAAAUUGAUAGGUGGUGAUUUUUACAGGGGAAAAAGUGGCAUAGGCGGUCCUACGCAUCUGUGACCUGGUGUAAGCGGUCUGCGGACCAUAGAACUUUGAGAACCACUGCUCUAGGGGAUCAUGGGUCUGGACUUCUGCCAGCUGCCAUGCUGCGGUACUGUGGUUCUCUUAGCCUUAACUGGUAGAGGUGGGCACAACAACGGGUGCCAUCUGGACACGAAUACACUACAUCUCGGACCUCACGCAUCCAAGUCUUAAGUUCCAAAAAAGCUUCCUUGGAGAGCAAGCAGCCUUUUAAAAGACUCAGCAUUUUGAUUACAUUCUCAAGCUUUUGUAGCUGGGUCUCAUGGUGUUUCACACUGUUGUUUUUUUCUUUUCACUUUCUGUGCUUGUAAUGUCUGAACGGCUGGAAGAUGAUCUCGAAUCCAAGUUAACCAGGAGGCAGAACGUGUGUUUUUGUUAUGACUGCUGCUUUCCAGACAGUCCUACCCUCCCCACACAUGCCUUGGGGGCUGGGAGGCCUAAGCCUUUGUAGAUCACAGCCUCUCGUGAGCCUGGGUUGCGUUUCAACGUCUGUCCAACUCUUUGUGGUCUGGACACACCUUCUGCAGCCUCGUGUGCAUGAAAAGUAACGUUUCUUUUGUGGCCAAACGGGCAGAAGGGGCUUAAGGCUGUCUGCUCAAACCCCACCAGCCCACACAGCCAGGCAGGCACAGAUGCAACUGUGUCCCCAGGGAAUGCAGGCUCGUGUACCCACUGAAGACUCGGAGAGGCAGGGUGGCGCGAUGUCCCUUACACUAUUAUGGCAUCGGCUCAGCCUGUCAGCGUGUGAAUGUACUUCAUUUUGUUUUCUUUAGCUCACCUUGCAAAAGUGCCUGUGUGAAAAAUACCUGUGUCCUGUAGACCAUGAAAGCAGUUAAAACUGGUUUAGUAAUGACUUAAAGAGCAUGAAAACUGACACAAUUACCUAUUACCUAGUACCCUAACAGUUGAUCUGUAGCUUAUUUGAUUUGUUCCAAACUGACCUUUUUUGGGACAAAAACUGAUUUCAUAUUUCCGUGGACUUGGAUAUUUUUUUUGCCUGUAUGUACUCUUCUGCAGUACUGGAGUUAAGGCAUGUUUGAUUGAAGAAGGCAUCUCCAAGGUCUUGUUGUGGCUCUGAAAGAAUCCCUCUGUAGGGAAAGAUGCACCCAGCUCCUGUCCCCAAAGGCCACAGUCCAGCAGCAUUGUGUUCAACCUGCCCAAAUGAUGAGCUUCAAUGGGUAAAUAAAUCUGGGGGUGGGGGACAAAAACCAGUAAUGGACAGCCCUAGGCUAGUACAAAAGAAAUACCAAGUACCCAGAAUCUUGGGGGUGGAAGAACAGGGAAGAUCAUGACCGCCUUGCAGGAAGCGAGGUGGAAGGUUCCGCACCAAGCCCCUCAUCAAUAUGGCUGCAAAGCUGGCAUCUUUGUCCCUUGCUUACUUCCGCUUACUUAGUUCCUAGAACUUGCACAGGCGUGCAGAUCUGGUUCAGUCCGACACACAGCCCUCCUUCAGGAACAAAGCGGCUUUCAGCAAGCCUCACAUGCUGCUUCUCACACCCUCCAGAGCAGUGAUCUAAGUAAUGCGUUCCACAUUUCAGAUGUAGAGGACAUACGCUUUGGGAGUUUUCAGAGAAGGGGGAAUUAUUAAUAAAUAAUUUUGUUUCCUGGAGUCUGGUGAGAGUAAAGAUAAUUCAUUUUUGAAUAAUUAUACCAGAGGUGCACAGCUCCUGUGCUGACAUGGGGUGGGGCCUGUAGGUGUUUGUACAAACUCUUCAGUGAUCUCAAUGAUUUCCUGUUAACGUUAACUUGAACUGAUCCAAUAGUAGUUCACCUGUUGAUUUUUGUAGAGACUUGGAAAACCUGCUGGAUUCCUUCCCUCAAGUACUGGAGUUGUUCAUUUUUGCAUUUUUACCAUAUUAGCUUAUCAACAGGCUUUAUACCCCUCUUCCUCAUUCAUGGCUGACGGAGGGUGGAUGAGAAUGGAAUCUCAAGAUGUUGGGGUUGGGUUUCUGAUAAAAGUGCCAGCUAUGGAAAAGCUGUAAUGAAGACAGAGGAAACUGUUUUCCAUUCUUUCUCUGUAAUUGUAUGUAGAUAGGGUUAAAUGUGGUCGCUACAUAAAAUGACUGUUCUACCUUU